AUGAUGCUUUUUGGUAACAGUGGUGUUGGAAAAAGCGCAACAGCCAAUGUAAUAUUAGGAAAAGAACGUUUCAAAGAAACUGAAACUAUACAGUGUGAGAUACAGAAAGGGAGAGUGGAGGGAAGAAACGUCUCUGUGAUUGACACUCCAGGAAUCAACAACACUUCACUCACUACAGAACAGUGGAGGACUGAAGUGAAGAAGGGUUUGUUGCUUUCUUCUCCUGGUCCUCAUGUGCUCCUGCUGGUGACCAAAGUGGGGAAAUUCUCAGAAGAAGAGAGAAAUGCUGUGAAGUGGAUUGGAGAGAACUUUGGUGAAGAAGCUCUGAAGUUCAGCAUGAUACUGUUCAUAGGAAGAGAAGAAAUGACAAACAGACAGUGGGUGCAAUUUUCUGAAGAUGCCAGGACAAAGGAUUUGAUCAGCUGCUGUGAAGGUAGAUAUUGUGUGAUAAACAGUAAGAGAGAGGCUAAUCCUUCUCAGAUCAUUAAACUGCUGGAGGAGAUUGAGGCCAUGGUCCAACAAAAUGGAGAUCAGUUCUACACUCAAGAGAUGUACGAAGCAGUUGAUAGAAUGAGAACCGAAGUGACACAGAAGAAAGAGAGAAUGAGACAGGGACAUGAGAGCAAACCAAAACCAAACCAAGACCCAUGUCUGAAGGUACAGAAAGAGGAUGCUGUUAUUGGGGUUCAUGUAAAAUGUGGAAAUGUGAUACCUCCUAAGAAAGAGGAAGAGUCAGUGAAGUCACUUCCUGAGAGGAAGGGAGAGAUGGAAGCUAAGUUUUUGAAAGACAAAUUUAGGAGACAGGAGGAGACACGGAGAGAGAGGGAAAAGAAGAAAUGGGAGAAGGAGAGAGGAGCUACAGGGGGUGUAAAACCUGAUCCAGUGUGUGAUGUGAGGAUUGUGCUCCUGGGAGGUGCUGGAGCAGGAAAAAGCUCAUCGGGAAACACUAUCCUGGGCAGAGAGGCAUUUGGGAAAGACAUCAUCAACGUUAUCACAAUGGGCAAGAGACAGGAUGGAAUGGUGGGAAAUAAAUCCAUCCCUGUGAUCGACACUAAGGGUUACACUAAAGGCUACUCUCAGUAUUACUUUUCAGAGUACUGUAAAGAGUUGGAGCAAUGUCUUUCCUUGUGUAGACCUGGCCCUCAUGUGUUUGUGCUUGUUGUACCCUCUCCUCAUACCUUCUCCUUCCCUGUUCAAUUACUAUAUGAAAGAUUUGGCCCAGAAGUUUUGAAACGCACUUUAGUCCUGAUCACUCACGGAGACUCUUGGGGAAGAGACCAAAAGGCAGUUUUAAAUAACAGCUCAGCGCUCCAGCAGCUCAUCCAAAACUGUGGAGAAGUUUAUCACAUCUUCAACAACCAGGAGAAAGAAGACCAAACUCAGGUCAGAGAACUGCUGCAGAAGAUUGAGGUCUUGAUUGAGAAGAACGGACAGGGGUACUGUACCACCGAGAUGUACCAGAGAAGGGGGCAGGAGGCAAGCUGUUCUCUAAUAUGAAUAUUUUAAUAUCUUUUUUGAGAAAUGCAUUUUAAUCCAUUUGAUCCAUUCUGUUGGAGAGUUGCAAAAUAUUAUA
This is a messenger RNA of Pangasianodon hypophthalmus (striped catfish), 1573 nucleotides long. RefSeq names its product GTPase IMAP family member 9. The transcript has 2 exons. NCBI's taxonomy places the organism in Eukaryota, Metazoa, Chordata, Actinopteri, Siluriformes, Pangasiidae. Gene Ontology annotation, molecular function: GTP binding. The record is from RefSeq and is a predicted model, not a curated record. The coding region runs from base 1 to 1497 and encodes 498 amino acids.